Molecule: messenger RNA, 4573 nt
Organism: Corvus hawaiiensis (hawaiian crow)
Lineage: Eukaryota; Metazoa; Chordata; Aves; Passeriformes; Corvidae
Gene: MGARP
Product: mitochondria localized glutamic acid rich protein
Exons: 7
Coding region: 140-865 (241 amino acids)
Biological process (GO): anterograde axonal transport
Cellular component (GO): mitochondrial outer membrane; mitochondrion
Source: RefSeq, a predicted model, not a curated record
GCUGCGGCUCGACCCGCCCCCGCGGCGCCCGGGGCGGGACCGGUGCCUGCCACCGCAGCCCCGCGACGACGAGCAGCAGAAACUCGGUUCCGUUCUGCUCCGCGCCGCCGCCGACUCCGCCGCUCGCUCCGCCGCCACCAUGUCCCUCUGCAGGGCUGCCUCGCAGGCGCUGGCCUCCCGCCUGAGCAGGGCUCCCGCGGCCGCCAGCCGCCUCAAGCAGCGUGCACCUUCUCGCCAGAUGUCAUCUGGGAGUGUUCCUGGUUCUUCUGGAGACAGCAUGAUGAUCUAUCUCCUUGCUGGUGUUGCUGCUUUUGGUGGUUUAUUUUAUGCCUACAGACUAGUCAGUUCAUCCCAUAGCAAGUUUAUUGAGCAUACGAAUAUUCUUCGCGAGAGAGCCGAGGGGCGGAAAAGCAAUCCUUGGUCAAGGAAGGAAGGUGAUGAAGAAGAGAUGGAUGAAGUCACUGAAGCAGAGAAGGCCAUGGAAGAGGCUGAUGCAGCAGCUGCUGUUGAACCUGCAGCACAGGAUGAGAGUGCUGGGGUAUCCCCAGAAGAUAGAGGGGAGAAUGACUCACUGAGUCCAGAGGUAUCCCAUCCUGUGGAGGAAGCACAGCAGGAGGCUGCUGCUAAUUUGGAACUUGCUGCUAAUUCAGAAGCUGCUGCAGUGCAAGAAACUGUGAGUGAAGUCUUGGAUGUUGCAGCUUCUUCUGCCCAUGAGGAAAACUUAGACAGUGAUAAGGAAGCAGUAGCCUCAGCAGCUCAAGAGAUUUCUGACACAGACUCAAAGAGCCAGGACACUGAUGUUGAGGAGUCAUGGCAAACUUCAGAAGUUUCUGAGGAGGAGAAGACAACUGAAGAAGUUGCUUAAGAUCCCUAAAGGUACACAGUACAGUUGCAGCAUGUGGUUUUCUGCUCUUCACCUAAGUUUUUAUCUCAGUUAGUGACAAUUGGAGCAUGUGUAAGCAGUGCGGAAGCCUUUGGAAAGUUUAAUGCAAAUAUUUGUGGCAAUCAACCAGCUGAUUCCUGUGUGAAACCUCAUACUCUUCCUUGGAGACAUAAAAGAAACUGUACAGUCUGUCCUAUCACACACCGGUCAUUAGGGUCAGUAUUAGUGCUGCAAGAGAUGAUUUACAUUGCCUAGAGAGACGCUUCUGUGACUAACAUCUCUGCUGUAGAAAGUAGCAUCCAGUCAAGCCACUCAGGAUGUUCUAAAUACAUGUGCUAAGAGAAGCAGUAGACUUAACUAAACCAUGCCAGAUGAACUCCUUCUGUGUCUUUGUUGUCUUGAUACGUACAUUGAUUUCUUACUUUUGGUCCAAACUGUUGUUGUGCAUAGUUACACCUUUGUAACAUUCCAUGCUAAAAUGUAAGCAAAAGGUUUUAAAAUCAAGUCAAAAUAUUAUAAAAGUAGCUGUUAGCAUUUUUAAAUUGGAUCACAGGGAAAAUAACAACCUGUUUGCUCCUGAGUUUGGAUUUCUGAUUGUAAGCAUAGGACAUCUGGCUGUACAUGAUCUGAUUUCCCCCCUGCAUAAACAUUUCAGAUGCUACCAUUCCUUGCACAAUAACAUCCAGGAGUAAACAUUUAAGGCUCCUGCUUUGGGAAGAAAACCUGUUUGCAAGUAGUAGCAAUAGGUACUUCAUAGCAUUACAAUCAAAAUAGCACUGGUCGGUGUUGUCAUCAUGGAUCAAAGUAGUGGCUCCUGCCUUCGGUGGGCUGGGCUCUGCUCCUCCCAAAUCUCAUUCAGCUUACUGUGGUCUUUCUGUGUUGCUCUGUCUUCACAGUGGCAUGUGGUGGUAGUAUAGCAACACAAAGUUUUGGUGUAAACCUUCAAACUGGUACAAAUCACAAGUGUUUUAGGCCAUGGCAAAGCCUGUCUCCAAGCACUUGCAGACAGAGAGCAAAAUGCCUGUGAAGGGCUAUGCAACAGGUGUUCAAAUGCAUUCUUAGGGACUAAGAAAGAACUGAAUAGCUAAAUAAUGUUGUUUUCUCUGUAUUAGCUUAAUAAAAAAUACAUAUAUUAUGAAUAACAGGUUUGUAUGCCACUGUGCUCCCAACGCUCCAUUGUGCUACAUGCACAAGCGUGCAUCUAAGACAAAACAUUGAGACCCCAUUGCAGCCAUCACAGAAUGGCAAUGAUUCUAAACCAGGGCUAAAUAAGGUAUAUUAUGUACAAUUUAUAUAGAAAGUGUGUUUCAUAAGGUGUGUCUGAUUCUUCUCUCUUCAAGCAGAAGUUUGGAAAAUGUUGAAAGAGAAAUUACAGCAUUAUGACAUUCCUACCCAUAGCACAAAGUGACACAUGCUCCUUCCCCCAUCAUAAAGCAAAUUAUAAUAGUGUUCCAACAAAAAUAUAACCUGUUGCUCCUGGACCUACUUAGGAAUAACUGGAACAAGGCAGAGUCAAAAGCAGGCUCCUGAGCUUCAAGAAGAAAAACCACAGCCUUCUGUUUAAAGGAUAAAGCCUCUGUGAUUAAAAGCAAUUUUUGUAGCCAAAGCUACUGGAAUAAAAAUCUUAGACCAAUAUUUUGUUGGAUAAGAGUCUAUUUAUCUGGUAGAUUAAACAUGCUGCGAUGGAUGUAUGCACUUAAAUGUUCUAUUUCUUCAUUUUCACUAAUUGCUAGUAAAAGAAGUUAUUUUAACUGCUUCUAACAGUAUGGUUUCUGAAAUUGUAGGCUUUUCUGAAUGGCUUUUUAUCUCUGGAACUGCUCUGGUACAUGGCAAAAUAUUUUAGCCCUCCAGAACAACUGCCUGAAGGACUGAAUCACAAACUAUGAUGAGCUUUCCAAAGUUUUUCAUCCUUCCAAUUUCAAAAAAAUGUGAGAGUCCCAAAAUAGCCUGUACAUGUGCUUUAUGUCAGAGUUCCUCUUUUUUUGCUUUUGUUUCAUAUAGGUUUUUUUUAAUUAAAAAAAAAAAAGAAACUACUCUUGAAAGACAGAGGAAUUAGGAAUAUAUUAUGAACUCUAGCUGUGAUGAUAUGUAGCACAGUAUGGUCUGCUUCAGCACUUGACUCUCUUAGAAUAACAACAGAGAUAUUUUGCAAUUCGCAGAGCUCUGGCCAUUGUUGAUUCAGUCUUGCUAGUAUGGAGUCUGAAUACCACAUAAAUUAAUAUUUUUCUGUCCUUCACUUUCAAAAAAGUGAAUUUUUGAGUUGCUAUGCAAAGGCUGUGAUGAACCAUGGAAAAUGUUGAAAGAUAUUGUUGAAAUGGAUCAUUAAGAAGAACAAGGCCACAGCAGAGAACAGACAUAAUGCAAGACUAAAGGAGAUGGGAGGAAAGGUUUGGUCUUGAGAAUAUACUUCACUGGCCAGAGCAAAGCUUGAGAUUCCAGAAUUUGUCCAAAUGGCACAUUGCUCCUUUGCUGUCAGCAACUAUCUGUGAAAACAGCUGGCAAGGAUUUUCACCUCCCUCUAGAGCCAGUUGUCCCUCUAAGUUCACCUCUCUGAAGGGCAACAGCCUGUUGCUGCUGGCAGCUAUUCACAAAGCUGAAAAUUCUGGAGACAACGAAGUCCAUCUAACAGUUUCAGGUUUACUCUUUGCCUGUAUUGAUGUAGAUAUAGAAUUUCAAUUUUAUGUUCGUUUGUUUCUUCAACACAUAAGACAAUUACUAAAAAACAUAAUUCAAACUGCAAGCUGGUUCUCAGCACUUGGAAAAUCCAAGAGUGAAAUACUUUAAUCAAGAUUUCUUAUGUCUGUAACAAGCUUUGAUGAUGUGAUACUACUUUUUAAAUCUGUUUUUCUGAAAAAGGAAAAAAACCACAAAAAAACCAAAACAAAGACAAAAACUCAAUGUAUUCCAACCCAGCCAAGAAUGUGCUGUGAUUCUUUUCCUCACCUGUUGGCCUCUUUCCCUCAAAAAUUUUGAGCCAACUAGCCACCCCAACUUCUGCUUUACUAGGCAGCUGAGAGGAACACAAAGUUCCUACCAGCUGUGUGAUAACUGAGAUCAGUUAUAUAUAGGUGUAACUACACCUAUACACAUAGGUGCAACUAUGCACAACAACAUAUAUAACAGAUAAGUAAAUAUAUGAUGCAGCUCUGUGGCACUUUUGUGGCUGCAAUCAGCUACUGUAGGUGCUGUUUCCUCCCUGUGGGUGGUUAGGAAAGACUGAGAGGAGAGCUGAGAGGACAGAGGCACAUAGAGGGUGAGGGCAGACAAGCAGGGACAGAAGGUAUUUUAUGUAAAAGGACACAGGAGCUCACUUUGUGUGCUGCCCAUGGGGUGGUCCAUUUCCAUGGAGUGCCAUCCCUGUUGUGAUACACACAAUUCUGCUCUUAGGAAAGGUAUUACUUGGUUGUGUGCUUUUCUUUCUUGCCCUCCUCACCUGCUGCAGAAGAUGGAAGCUGUGCAGGAUGAUGGAAGUCAAUUCCAUUCCCAAGCAACAGGGUUCAGGCAUCACCAUGGGUAACUGGAUUCUCCUGCAUUCUGGGCAUUACUCUUUUCUUUGGGAUGCUGCAAGAGAUUUUAUCUCCUCCAGCUCUUUUGGAGGGGGAAAAGGGCUAAAACUGUAGGUUUCUAUGCUGGAGUUAUUCCUGCUACUUGCUUGAACUACAGGUAAUUAAACAGGUUGUUGAAAUAGCA